AUGGCUUCAGACGCUGAAAUGGCAGUUUUCGGGCCAGCUGCUUCCUUUCUUCGAAAGUCAGAAAAGGAAAGACUUGAGGCCCAAAAUAAGCCCUUUGAUGCUAAGAAUUCAGUUUUUGUGGUGGAUCCUAAGAUCUCUUAUAUCAAAAGCACUGUCCAGAGCAGGGAAGGAGGGAAAGUCACAGUCAAGACUGAAAAUGGAGAAACUGUGACUGUGAAAGAAGAUCAAGUCUUUUCCAUGAAUCCUCCCAAAUAUGACAAAAUUGAGGACAUGGCCAUGAUGACUCAUCUCCAUGAACCUGCUGUCUUGUAUAACCUCAAAGAGCGUUAUGCCGCCUGGAUGAUCUACACCUACUCAGGUCUCUUCUGUGUCACUGUCAACCCUUACAAGUGGCUUCCAGUAUACAAUCCAGAAGUGGUGACUGCCUACAGAGGCAAAAAGCGUCAAGAGGCCCCUCCCCACAUCUUCUCCAUCUCUGACAAUGCGUAUCAGUCUAUGUUAACUGAUCGUGAGAAUCAGUCAAUCCUGAUCACUGGAGAAUCUGGUGCUGGAAAGACUGUGAACACAAAACGUGUGAUUCAGUACUUUGCGACAGUUGCAGCUGCUACUGACAAGAAAAAGGAAGAACCAGCCCAACAAGGCAAAAUGCAGGGCACCCUUGAAGAUCAAAUCAUUAGUGCCAACCCUUUACUGGAGGCUUUUGGAAAUGCUAAAACUGUUAGGAAUGACAAUUCUUCACGUUUUGGCAAAUUCAUCAGAAUCCAUUUUGGUGCCACAGGCAAGCUGGCUUCUGCUGACAUUGAGACAUAUCUGCUGGAGAAGUCUAGAGUUACUUUCCAGCUAAAAGCUGAAAGGAGCUACCACAUCUUUUAUCAGAUCAUGUCCAACAAGAAGCCUGAGCUGAUUGAGAUGCUCCUGAUCAGCACAAACCCCUAUGACUUUCUGUUUGUAAGCCAAGGAGAAAUCAGUGUUGCCAGCAUAGAUGAUCAAGAAGAGCUGAUGGCUACGGAUAGCGCCAUUGACAUCCUAGGCUUCAACGCUGAAGAAAAGACAGCCAUUUACAAGCUAACGGGAGCCGUCAUGCACUACGGGAACAUGAAGUUCAAGCAGAAGCAGCGAGAGGAGCAGGCAGAGCCGGACGGCACUGAAGUGGCAGACAAGGCUGCCUACCUCAUGAACCUCAACUCAGCAGAUUUGCUGAAAGCUCUGUGCUACCCCCGAGUCAAAGUUGGCAAUGAAUUUGUCACCAAAGGCCAAACUGUCCAGCAGGUAUAUAAUAGCGUUGGUGCUUUGGCUAAGGCUGUUUUUGAGAAGAUGUUUCUGUGGAUGGUUGUUCGUAUCAACCAGCAGUUGGACACCAAACAACCUAGACAGCAUUUCAUAGGAGUGUUGGACAUUGCUGGCUUUGAGAUAUUUGAUUUUAACAGCUUGGAGCAGCUGUGCAUCAACUUCACUAAUGAGAAACUGCAACAGUUUUUCAACCACCACAUGUUUGUACUGGAGCAAGAAGAGUACAAGAAAGAAGGAAUUGAAUGGGAGUUCAUUGACUUUGGAAUGGACCUGGCUGCCUGCAUUGAACUCAUUGAGAAGCCCAUGGGCAUUUUCUCCAUCCUGGAAGAAGAGUGCAUGUUCCCCAAGGCCACAGACAUGUCUUUCAAGAACAAGCUCUAUGACCAGCACCUUGGCAAAUGCAAGAACUUUGAAAAGCCUAAGCCAGGGAAAGGCAAAGCAGAAGCUCAUUUCUCCCUGGUGCACUAUGCUGGCACUGUGGACUACAACAUUACAGGCUGGCUGGAAAAAAACAAGGAUCCAUUGAAUGAAAGUGUCAUUCAACUGUUCCAGAAAUCCUCCAUGAAGACAUUGGCAUUACUCUUUAUGGAUCGCCCUGCAGAUGUUGAGGGUGGUGGCAAGAAAGGUGGAAAGAAGAAGGGUUCUUCUUUCCAGACUGUAUCUGCUCUCUUUAGGGAGAACUUAAACAAGCUAAUGACCAAUCUGAAGAGCACUCACCCUCAUUUCGUGCGCUGCCUCAUCCCCAAUGAAACUAAAACUCCUGGUGCCAUGGAACAUGAGCUUGUCUUGCACCAACUGAGGUGUAAUGGUGUGCUGGAAGGCAUCAGAAUUUGCAGAAAGGGAUUCCCUAGUAGGAUCAUUUAUGGUGACUUCAAACAGAGAUACAGAAUAUUAAAUGCAAGUGCUAUCCCAGAGGGACAGUUCAUUGACAGCAAGAAGGCUUCUGAGAAACUUCUUGGAUCCAUUGACGUGGACCACACUCAAUAUAAGUUUGGCCAUACCAAGGUGUUCUUCAAAGCUGGCCUUCUGGGUCUUCUGGAGGAGAUGAGAGAUGAGAAGUUGGCUCAGCUUAUUACACGUACCCAAGCUGUGUGUCGUGGCUUUCUGAUGAGAGUGGAGUUCAAGAAAAUGAUGGAAAGGAGAGAAUCCAUCUUCACUCUUCAGUACAAUAUUCGUUCAUUCAUGAAUGUGAAGCACUGGCCUUGGAUGAAAUUAUACUUCAAGAUCAAGCCCCUGCUGAAGAGUGCUGAGUCAGAGAAAGAAAUGGCCAACAUGAAGGAAGAGUUUGAGAAAACAAAGGAAGAACUUGCAAAAUCAGAAGCAAAACGGAAGGAACUGGAAGAAAAAAUGGUGACCCUGAUGCAGGAAAAAAAUGACUUGCAGCUCCAAGUCCAAUCUGAAGCUGAUGGCUUGGCAGAUGCUGAGGAGAGAUGUGACCAGCUAAUCAAAACCAAAAUCCAACUGGAAGCUAAAAUUAAGGAGCUGACUGAGCGGGCUGAAGAUGAAGAAGAAAUGAAUGCUGAGUUGACAGCCAAGAAGAGGAAACUGGAGGACGAAUGCUCAGAAUUGAAGAAAGACAUUGAUGCUCGCAUUGAGGAAUUUGAAAGGGCGAUCCAGGCCGAGCGGGCAUCUCGCGCCAAAGCAGAGAAACAGCGGGCUGAUCUCUCCAGGGAACUUGAAGAGAUCAGUGAGCGUCUGGAGGAAGCUGGUGGGGCAACCGUAGCUCAGAUUGAGAUGAACAAGAAACGUGAGGCAGAAUUCCAGAAAAUGCGCCGGGACCUUGAAGAGGCCACAUUGCAGCAUGAAGCCACUGCAGCCGCCCUCCGCAAGAAGCACGCAGACAGUGCGGCUGAACUUGGGGAACAAAUUGAUAACCUGCAGCGUGUGAAGCAGAAGCUGGAGAAGGAGAAGAGUGAACUGAAGAUGGAGAUGGAUGAUCUUGCCAGCAAUAUGGAAUCUGUCUCCAAAACCAAGUCAACUCUUGAGAAAUUAUCCCGCUCCUUGGAAGAUCAGCUGAGUGAGAUUAAAGCAAAGGAAGAAGAGCAGCAGCGUACAAUUAAUGACCUUACUACUCAGAAAGCUCGCCUGCAGACAGAAGCAGGUGAAUUUGCCCGCCAAGUGGAAGAAAAAGACUCUCUGAUUUCCCAGCUCUCGAGAGGCAAACAAGGUUUCACCCAGCAGAUUGAAGAAUUGAAGAGGCAACUUGAAGAGGAAAUAAAGGCUAAAAAUGCACUGGCUCAUGGCUUGCAAUCUGCUCGUCAUGACUGUGAUUUACUCCGGGAACAAUUUGAGGAAGAGCAGGAAGCCAAGGCCGAGCUGCAGCGGGCCAUGUCCAAAGCCAACAGUGAGGUGGCCCAGUGGAGAACCAAAUAUGAGACUGAUGCCAUUCAGCGCACUGAAGAGUUAGAGGAGGCCAAGAAGAAGCUUGCUCAGCGUCUGCAGGAAGCUGAAGAACAUGUAGAAGCUGUGAAUUCCAAAUGUGCUUCUCUGGAGAAGACAAAGCAGAGGUUGCAGAAUGAAGUGGAGGACCUGAUGAUUGAUGUGGAAAGGUCCAAUGCAGCUUGUGCAGCUCUGGAUAAGAAGCAGAAGAACUUUGAUAAGAUUCUGGCAGACUGGAAACAGAAAUAUGAGGAAGCUCAGUCUGAGCUGGAAGCUUCCCAGAAGGAGUCUCGGUCUCUCAGCACAGAGCUCUUCAAGAUGAAGAACGCGUAUGAAGAAUCCUUGGAUCACUUAGAAACUCUGAAACGUGAGAACAAGAAUCUCCACCAGGAGAUAUCUGACCUAACGGAACAGAUUGCCGAGGGAGGAAAGGCCAUCCAUGAACUGGAAAAAGUGAAGAAACAGAUUGAACAAGAGAAAUGUGAACUCCAGGCCUCCCUAGAGGAGGCUGAGGCCUCACUGGAACAUGAAGAGGGCAAACUCCUCCGCGUCCAAAUGGAGCUCAACCAGGUGAAAUCGGAUAUUGACAGAAGAAUUGCAGAGAAGGAUGAAGAUAUUGAUCAGCUGAAAAGGAAUCACCUGAGAGUGGUCGAGUCCAUGCAGAGCACAUUGGAUGCUGAGAUUAGGAGCAGGAAUGAUGCCCUGCGGCUUAAGAAGAAGAUGGAAGGAGAUCUGAAUGAGAUGGAGAUCCAGCUGAGCCAUGUCAACCGUCAAGCUGCUGAAGCCCUAAAGAACCUCAGGAACACACAAGGACUGCUCAAGGACACACAACUGCAUUUAGAUGAUGCUUUGAGAAGCCAGGAAGAUUUGAAGGAACAAGUAUCCAUGAUUGAGCGCAGAGCAAACCUGAUGCAGGCUGAGAUUGAAGAGCUCCGGGCAGCUCUGGAACAGACAGAGAGGGCCAGAAAAGUGGCUGAACAGGAGCUUCUGGAUGCCAGUGAACGUGUGCAGCUUCUCCACACACAGAACACCAGCCUGAUCAACACCAAGAAGAAGCUGGAAACAGAUAUUGCCCAGAUCCAGGGUGAAAUGGAGGAGACUAUUCAGGAGGCACGCAACGCUGAAGAGAAGGCCAAGAAAUCCAUCACUGAUGCAGCCAUGAUGGCAGAAGAACUUAAGAAAGAACAAGACACCAGUGCCCAUCUAGAGAGGAUGAAGAAGAACCUAGAACAGACUGUAAAGGAUCUGCAGCACCGUCUUGAUGAGGCAGAACAAUUGGCAAUGAAGGGAGGCAAGAAGCAGCUUCAGAAAUUAGAGCAAAGAGUACGUGAACUCGAAGCGGAAGUUGAGAAUGAGCAAAAGCGCAAUGCUGACGCUAUCAAGGGUGUACGCAAAUAUGAGAGACGAGUGAAGGAGCUGACUUACCAGUCUGAGGAAGACCGGAAGAAUGUUCUGAGGCUCCAGGAUCUGGUGGACAAGUUGCAAACGAAAGUGAAGGCAUACAAGAGGCAAUUUGAAGAAGCUGAGGAACAAUCCAAUCUCAACCUCAGCAAAUUCCGCAAAAUUCAGCAUGAGCUGGAAGAAGCUGAAGAAAGGGCUGAUAUUGCAGAAUCACAAGUCAACAAACUGAGAGUGAAGUCUCGAGAAGUUGGAAAACAGACAUCAAGUGAAGAAUAA
This is a messenger RNA of Python bivittatus (Burmese python), 5346 nucleotides long. NCBI's taxonomy places the organism in Eukaryota, Metazoa, Chordata, Lepidosauria, Squamata, Pythonidae. The record is from RefSeq and is a predicted model, not a curated record.